GUUGCCUCAAUAAUAACCUUACCUAUAAGUACAUAUCACUAACGAAGUGAGUGUGUAUCGCCAAGCUUUUAUCGUGGUAGCUAAGCAUUUGUUAAAACAAUAGCUAUAAUAACAAACUCGAACUUGAGAUACCUACAUAAAGUCAAAGACUGUCAGUUUACGCUUUGUAGGCAGUAGAAAUAAACCUGUUCUUGUGGACACGUUGCUCGAAAAUUAAAACAUAAAAAUGGGAGAACAGGUCGAUCUUAUGCGUCGGGACCCUAAUGAGCUUAACUGCCAUGUGAAGGUUUACCUUUUGAGUUUUAUUUGGAUUGGUUCCAGGCGGCCGUCGAGGGUAAUAUAUCAAAAACAGAUUCCAAGGGAUAUCAUCCGAUGAUAAUAGGUGACGGGAAUCCAUCGAUGAAUACAUACAACGAGUAUUGGAUGCUGGAUCCAGCGAACCAUGAUACGUUUUUGGAACCCCAUUUCACCAAUGCUGACAACAUAUAUUUCCUUAACCCAAAGGCAAAAAUAAUAGCGAUUCUACGCGAGCCUGUGGAAAGGCUUUUCUCCGAAUAUAACUACUUUGCUCGAAACCAGACUUCGGCCAAAUUUCAUGGAGUUGUAUCGAAAAUGAAAGAUUUAUUCGAAGAGUGUAGGCGUACACAUACAGAUAGAUAUUGUGUGAAUACGAAAAAGCCGGAACAAUCUAGUAUAGGGCAAAUUUGGAAAGGGCUCUACUACGUUCAUCUUGGAGAGUUUUACCGAGUUUUCCCUAAGGAACAAAUUCUUGUCCUAAAGCUGGAUGACUGCAAGAUCAAUUAUGACGAGUGUUUGCACAGGACGUUUAAGUUUCUGGAAAUUUUUAUCGGAAUAUCUCGGCCAUUGCCCAACAGAAUUGACAUCGGAAAUAAUACGUCCGUUAUAAGAAAAUAGUCCAUAAUAGCCGUCCAUGGAAAUGUUCGAAGAACAAGUCGAUGUGUUCUACCAAAAACAGAAUGAUGGUCUAACUAUUUGUGUGUAAGUGUUAUUUUUAAGCUUGAAAUGUUUUAGUGAAAUAUAAAAUAUGGUAUAGAAAUAGCCCUAUUGAGGAAUUAAAUAGAUUUAAGUUGGUGGGAUAAAAUUGCCUGCCAUUUGACAGAUGUUGAUACAGUAAACAUUAGUUGUUUCAGAGUUUAGUGACAAAUACAAAUAAGUCUAAAUCUAACUGUACAUAGACUAAUAAUAUGUUAGACUUUCUUCAGCUCUUAACUCAGUAUAUUUGUAAACUUCAUUAUGUAUUAUAACUUAUAAAAGAUAAAAUUAAACCAAAUAUUUAUAGUUUAUAAAAGAUUAUAUUGUUAUAAACUUCAUUAUUUAUUAAUAGAUGUCUAAAAGUACACGCAUAUAGUUUAUAUGUCCGUGCUCAAACAUACCACUUCUCUGUGAAUGACAUAUUUAGUUAUUUGUAUAUAACCAUGCAUAUUGUUGUGUGUGUCCGUAACAAUCAGCUGCAAUGUUGGCACAAUUGGUUGCCGGUUUACUUACAUAGCUCUCUAACUAAUAGAGCGUCAUACUAGUGGUCCGGUGGUAACGGGAUUGAAAAUUACCUGGGUAUUGAACAUGUAUUUGGUUACCAAGCACACGAUAUUUCUUUAAAUUCUAUAAUAUCAACUGGUGGGAUGCAGUAAAUUUUUCAUGCAUUGCAUUGAGACUGUAUACAAUGGUACUCAACCAUCAAACCUACUUAAUUAACCAAGUUAGAUUACUCUAUUUUGAAUAAAAAAUAUAGCGAUUAUUCGACUGAGAAAUUUUUAUUAAUUUUGCAUGCUACCACAUUUAAGUCAAUAUCUCAUCAAAAACAUCAAGUAUUGCAUUGAAACGUUAGGAAUGUGCUUCCAACUAUCCAACUUACUUGAUUAGUUAAGUAAGACAACUCGCAUAUAAUGCAAAUUAUUGCACUUUAGUAUUGAACUUAGAAAUUCUGGAUAAGCUUUUGCAUGAAGUAUUGCAUUGAGACUUAAUACGAAGGUACUAAACCAUCCGACCUACUUGAAUAACCAAGUAACCAAUACCCAAGUGAUAUAACUCUAUUCUGCAUCGAAUGCUAAUUAUAGCCUUUUAUUAUUCGACUUUGAAAGUCUGAUUAAGGUUUUGCUGCAUGUGACCACAUUUUAGGCAAUAUCUCAGCAAAAACCUCAUGUACUGCAUUGAAUUUUAUACAAGGGCUACAAACCAUCCAACCUUCUAAAUAAACCUUCUAAAGUUAACUCUAUCUUCUAUAUAAUAUAAAUUUUGCCCUUUUCGUUUACUUAGAUAUUCUGGUUAAUGUUUUGCAUGCUUUCACAAACAGUGUGUGUAUACCAAGUGAUAAAUUGCGUCAUUAAUGGUACGGCGGAAGUCAAUGCCAUGUCUCGAAUUAAGACUUUAAACAAAGAUAACUUUCCUAUUUCUUCACCAUUUUAAAUGAAACAAAGCGCAGUCUACGCCGCUUGCGGAGCCCUGUCUUCGGUCUUUCACCAGAGUUUGAUCGGGAGUUUAAUUUCAUUAAACACUUCGACAAACCUUUUCACAAUAUGGCCGGCUGACUGAGCACUGUCAAAACAUGAUUUUGGAAACAGGUUUGUCGAAGUGUUUGAUGAAAAUAAUGACUUUAUCAAAUGUCGCUAA
This is a messenger RNA of Mya arenaria, 2628 nucleotides long. Its product is annotated as carbohydrate sulfotransferase 15-like. The transcript is spliced from 6 exons. NCBI's taxonomy places the organism in Eukaryota, Metazoa, Mollusca, Bivalvia, Myida, Myidae. The coding region runs from base 373 to 915 and encodes 180 amino acids. The record is from RefSeq and is a predicted model, not a curated record. Gene Ontology annotation, biological process: hexose biosynthetic process. Gene Ontology annotation, molecular function: N-acetylgalactosamine 4-sulfate 6-O-sulfotransferase activity.